Meloidogyne enterolobii is the source of this 613-nucleotide messenger RNA. The record is from the annotation of a GenBank genome assembly. NCBI's taxonomy places the organism in Eukaryota, Metazoa, Nematoda, Chromadorea, Rhabditida, Meloidogynidae.
UUGUAUAGAUUGUAGCGGCUUCAAAUGCAAUUCUAGAAAUAAACUAGAAGAAAAUGUAUUUUGUUAUGAAAGAGGGGAGAAUGAUAAGGAGAGGGAAGGCUCCAGACCUUGCGUUGAAAAAACUUGCUUUAUCUCUAGAGAUCUCUUAAAAGGUAUGUACAUCCCCCGUUCUAAAUGUAACUUACUAAAAUAUUUUGACAUUUCAGGAGAAACAGAACAAAUCUCGUUGAACAAAUACACUAAACAAGGAUGUGGGAAAUGUAAUUCAACUAGCAUUCCAUGCCGAAUAUGUAACACAACUCUUUGCAAUUCAGAAAAGUUUUUUAAACAAGUUAAUUAUUGCUGGGGCAAAGAUAAUAUUGUUGAGCAAUGUGAUAAGAGUAGAUAUGGUUCAAAUUGCUAUUAUGCUUCAGACUUUGAUAAUAAAGGUAGAUAAAUGAUUUGUCACUUGAGCCGUGAUGAAGGUUUUUUUUGCUGAGAGUUAAAGUUCUCAUCAUUUUCUCUUCACCUUUAUGAGACUAUACUAUGUAUUUACUAUCCUCAUAUACACAUAAACCAUUUCGUACUAAACCCUAUCCCCAAUCAACAUUCUUACUACAGAUCGGAAUGGAAG